GUGCGGACUCGAACAGGACGGCCGCCAUCUUGCGCGGAGCUUGAGUCGGUGCCCGAGAUUGUGGCCUAGAGUGAGCGCGAGUCUGCAGCCGUGCCUCGCCGCCGCUCAAUCCCGCCACGGCCCAAUUCCGCCGAGGCCCUACCGGAGUCCUCGCCUGCCGCAUCUCUGCGCCUAGCCCAGGUCCAUCCUUUCGAACCUCACCCCGGCCCGGUUCGGCCUCCCUGCGGCGUCACGCGGCCGCCCCGGGGACGAUGAACGGAGGAUAAAUGGUGCCCAAAGCAGACAGCGGUGCUUUCCUGCUGCUCUUCCUACUCGUGCUCACAGUCACAGAGCCGCUGCGACCAGAGCUGCGGUGCAACCCUGGGCAGUUUGCCUGUCGCAGCGGGGCCAUCCAUUGCAUCCCCCUUCCCUGGCAGUGUGACGGAUUGGCAGCUUGUGAGGAUGAGAGUGACGAAGCUGACUGUCCAGAAGUAACUGGGGAGACACAUCCUUACCAUGGGAAGGAGUCUGUGGAUCCGCGGCCAGGACGGGCCAGAGGAGGUGACCCCACACACUUCCAUGCGGUGAAUGUGGCACAGCCUGUCCGCUUCAGCAGUUUCCUAGGGAAGUGCCCAACAGGGUGGCACCACUAUGAAGGCACGGCCAGCUGCUACCGUGUCUACCUGAGUGGGGAGAACUACUGGGAUGCUGCGCAGACUUGCCAGCGUGUGAACGGCUCACUUGCCACCUUCUCCACUGACCAGGAACUGCGCUUCAUCCUGGCUCAGGAAUGGGACCAGCCCGAGCGGAGCUUUGGUUGGAAGGACCAGCGCAAGCUAUGGGUUGGCUAUCAGUAUGUCAUCACUGGCCGGAACCGCUCCUUAGAAGGUCGCUGGGAGGUAGCAUUCAAAGGCUCCUCAGAGGUGUUCCUGCCUCCAGAUCCUAUUUUCGCCUCGGCCAUGUCUGAGAAUGACAAUGUGUUCUGCGCCCAGCUCCAGUGCUUCCACUUCCCCACACUGCGGCACCAUGACCUCCACAGCUGGCACGCUGAGAGCUGCUAUGAGAAGUCUUCUUUUCUGUGUAAAAGAAGUCAAACUUGUGUCGACAUCAAGGACAACGUGGUUGAUGAAGGAUUCUACUUCACCCCCAAGGGGGAUGACCCAUGCUUGAGCUGUACCUGCCACGGAGGGGAGCCUGAGAUGUGUGUGGCUGCUCUUUGUGAGCGGCCUCAGGGCUGUCAGCAGUAUCGCAAAGACCCCAAGGAAUGCUGCAAGUUCAUGUGUCUGGACCCAGAUGGCAACAGCUUGUUUGACUCAAUGGCAAGUGGAAUGCGCCUGGUCGUCAGUUGCAUCUCCUCCUUCCUCAUCCUCUCAUUGCUGCUUUUCAUGGUCCACCGGCUACGCCAGAGGCGCCGGGAGCGCAUUGAGUCGCUGAUUGGAGCAAACUUGCACCACUUCAACCUUGGCCGGAGGAUCCCUGGCUUUGACUACGGCCCCGACGGGUUUGGCACAGGUCUCACCCCACUGCAUCUUUCUGAUGAUGGGGAAGGUGGGACUUUCCACUUCCACGACCCUCCGCCUCCCUAUACAGCUUAUAAGUACCCAGACAUCGACCAGCCUGAUGAUCCACCACCACCCUACGAGGCCUCCAUCAAUCCGGACAGUGUAUUCUACGACCCUGCAGACGAUGAUGCCUUUGAGCCUGUGGAGGCUGGCCCACUGACCCCAGGGGAUGGUGACACUGAAGUUGCAUUGCCUCGGCACUUGGAGCAGCCUCUGCCCCCUGCGGGGGCCUCCCUGACAGACCUGGAAGACACUGCUGACAGUAGCAGCGCCCUGCUUGUGCCUCCAGAUCCUCCCCAGAGUGGGAGCACCCCAACUGCAGAGGUGCCACCAGUGGGUGGCCGCCACAGCCGCGGCUCCCUUAAUACCAUGGUGUAGGUGGCUAAGUUUGCAGUUCCAAUGAGCUAGGAGCACCUGUUUGCUGUCGAGAAGACCCUGCCCCUGUGGGAGACUUGCAGGGGCCCUGCCACAGUCUGGACCCCAUUCCACUGCCGCAUACCCACUGGCAAGCGUGCGUGUACAUAGAAUGCGGCCUGCCUCCCUCUGAGAGGAGCAAGCAUCUGCACUGAGUUUCCUUCAGGGCUUCACAGACACGGCAUAGCUUUUGGUCACUGUCCCUUUUUAAAUGGGAGGACAACAAAAUGUUCAAACUGUGUGUUUCAGAGAUAGGGAACAAAAGUAUUGAGCUAUGCUCAAACCAAACACAUCUUGGAUGGGCUUGCUCAUUGUGAUGGCACACAGAGAAGCCUGCUGGCCAGUCAUCAAGCCCCAGUGCAGGUGGAGCAUGGGGCUGCCAUGCAUGCCCAGUAGGCAGUAGGGGGUUUUUGUGGACUGUCAUUGUUAGGCAGUGGGUGUGCUUCUAAAGAGAGCCUUUGAGGCUGUUACGUUGGCUGCUCUGGGGAUAACCCUUCCCAGUUCAGCUGUGAACAUCAAGAUACCUAAAGCCCUAAGAAGGGGGCCUAGAAAGAAAUUGAACUUACUGCCCUCUUUCCACCUGGGCACUGUGAAGCCCAACUCUGUGGCAGGAGGCCCAAGUCUACUCCUACCAUCUCUAAGGCAUUGCUAUGCAUGGCUCCCCCAGGAGGAGGCACUGGGUCUACACAGGGUUGGGAGCUAAGUGGGCUUCUGUCUGCCACACUCUGGAGCCCCAGGCCCUACAUUCUGUUGAGUGACCUCUGGGCCUGGUACGCCUCCACCUCACCUUGUUUGUGCCAUAAAGGGUUGUUUCUUUGGGGCAAGGGGUGGCUAAAGGAACAUCCUGGGCUGUGUCCAUCUCCUGCAAUUCCACUUCUUGCACCAUUGCCACCAGUGGAAUCCAGUGCCUGGUGGCUGCAUGCACACCUCCCCACCCCUCAGCAGCACUGGGUGCUGGGGGCCUUUUGUCCAAGGGACCCUGUUGCCUGUUCAGGGCAAUGUUCUUGUCUCAUGACAUAGGCCUUUAGCAUUUCUGAGGUUUGGAGAUUAAGCGGGUUCUGUGCGAUUUUUUAGCACAUUCAUAUCUUUUCUACGUCGAAUGUCUGGAUCUUUUAUUUUGUGUGUGUGUCCAUGUGUGUCUGUAUGUGGCCAAAUGUUUGCAAGUGGUAGUUCACAGGAACUUGGCGUCAGUUGGGGUUCUACUCUCCCAAGUUGACCAUUUCAUCUUGGGUUUCUAGAUGGAGCCAUGUCUAAGCCUUUGCCUUUACUCGUGGAUCAUGGAUCUGGGCACCUUGUGCCUCUGAGGAAAAUUAAAGGGAAGAAGUGACUAAGGCAUAUGGUUCAGUGGUACUUUGUGGUAACCGGCCUUUAUGCACAGCUCAGUUCUAGGCAUAUUCACUUACUGGUUGGAAACCUGUUUUCUUUCUGUGCAGAAGAAUUUUAAAUUGCCUAGACCUGACCUGUGUUCCAGAGCUGACUAGAGGUAUAAAUUUUGUCAUUAAGCAAGCUAUCCCUGGGCUUGACCCACAGAAGCCAGAUCUAGAAGCUGCACUUCGCUUGUCAGAGGGCUUCCUUGGAAUCACAUCAUAGCCACAAGGGCCCAGUGCCCAUCACUGAGAACAAAGCAGGAAGCAUGUUGUGUCUCCAGUAUGUGCAGUGUGCUGGGCAAUCAGACUCCACAGUAGCAGUCAAGAGUCUUGUUGCCAGGAGAUUCAAGGGUCCUGAAGAACACCCCAGAAGAGCCCCCACACAGGCACCAGCAGUUCAGUGGGUCCCUGCCAAACUGCAGAACCAUAUAUGUAAGCCAACUGGCAUGAGGUGCGUGGAACUGGAAAGCUUCCUCUGGGGACCACAGGCACAUAGAGGAGGCAUCGAGGAAGAGGGUGGCCUGAAGUGGACUGGGAGCUGCAGUGUGGGCUUGCUUUGGGACUGGCCAGGUGUCUGUUCUGGGUACUCUCAGUGUUGCCCUUUCUCCUGGGAAGUAUCAGGCCUCCUCCAGGAUAUUCAGACCUGCCACUGAGGUACAGAGCCCACUGAUGUCCUGAGACUGAUCAGAAGGCCUGUGUUGCAGUACUACUCAGACACUUGUCUACUGCAGCUCCAGGUGUGCUGGGGGCAGUUGUGAAGGGAGCACAGAUCUACCCAUAUGUUUUAAAAUUUCAUCUGCCAUCCUCUCUAAGGUCUGGUUGUACUCGUGGGCUGAUUUAUAAAAAAUCCCAAGGUCAACCUUGCUGAGACUUGUGUUCUUAUAUGAGAUGCUCUCUACCCACUCCAUAAUAGGGCCCCAGAGGGACUGACCAAGCUCCUGGAAGGGGCCCCCUCCUCUAGGACUGCCUUGCCACUGUUUAUGAAAUUGGGGCCCCCUGACCUGCCUUGUAGAGGUGGAAUUUGAUACUGUACAUUGUCUCAAUGCCUGUUUUUACAUUUUCCUUUCACUAAGGGUUUUAGUUUGGGUGUAUUUUUGGUCCAGUUGACACUAAUCCUUUUCUUAAGAUGCUGUGAGAACCAUUUCAUCCAAAUGCCAAAUAAACUUGUGUUCUGGAA
Messenger RNA from Sciurus carolinensis (gray squirrel), 4499 nucleotides. It is a transcript of the gene Dgcr2, whose product is annotated as DiGeorge syndrome critical region gene 2. Gene Ontology annotation, molecular function: protein binding. Gene Ontology annotation, cellular component: membrane. Bases 267 to 1919 code for a protein of 550 amino acids. NCBI's taxonomy places the organism in Eukaryota, Metazoa, Chordata, Mammalia, Rodentia, Sciuridae. The transcript is spliced from 10 exons. The record is from RefSeq and is a predicted model, not a curated record.